Apaloderma vittatum (bar-tailed trogon) is the source of this 1044-nucleotide messenger RNA. RefSeq names its product cystathionine gamma-lyase (gene CTH). NCBI's taxonomy places the organism in Eukaryota, Metazoa, Chordata, Aves, Trogoniformes, Trogonidae. The record is from RefSeq and is a predicted model, not a curated record. The transcript has 10 exons. Gene Ontology annotation, biological process: transsulfuration. Gene Ontology annotation, cellular component: cytoplasm. Gene Ontology annotation, molecular function: cystathionine gamma-lyase activity; pyridoxal phosphate binding. The annotation marks the transcript as partial.
GGUUAUGACUACAGCCGGAGUGGAAACCCGACCCGGAAUUGCCUGGAGAAGGCGGUGGCAGUGCUAGAUGGAGCUAAAUACUGUUUAGCAUAUGCUUCUGGCUUAGCUGCUACUUUGAAUAUUACUCACUUGUUAAAGGCUGGGGAUACGAUCAUCUGCAUGGAUGAUGUCUAUGGAGGCACGAACCGAUACUUCAGGAAAGUAGCCAUGAAAAUUGGCUUGAACGUCAUUUUUGUGGACUGCACAAAACCAGAAUGCCUGGAAGCUGCAAUUACACCAGAGACCAAGCUCGUUUGGAUUGAGACACCCACAAACCCCACGCUGAAGGUCAUUGACAUUCGGGCCUGCGCGGACAUCGUGCAUAAGCACAAAGAUGUUCUUCUGGUGGUAGACAACACUUUCAUGUCGGCGUACUUCCAGCGUCCUUUAUCGCUGGGGGCUGACAUUUGUAUGUAUUCUGCAACCAAGUACAUGAACGGGCAUAGUGAUGUCGUAAUGGGACUUGUUUCAGUAAACUGUGCUGAUCUCUAUGAAAGGCUCAAGUUCUUGCAAAACUCUCUUGGAGCUGUUCCAUCCCCCUUCGACUGUUACCUGUGCAAUCGUGGUUUGAAGACUCUGCAGGUCCGGAUGAAACAACACUUCCACAAUGCGUUGGCUGUCGCUCGAUUCCUUGAGUCGGAUUCCCGGGUGGAGAAAGUCAUUUACCCAGGCUUGCCUUCGCACCCGCAGCACGAGCUGGUCAAGCAACAGUGCACUGGCUGUCCUGGAAUGGUAACCUUCUACAUUAAAGGAAAUCUCAAACAUGCUGUGUCCUUUCUGAAGAAUUUAAAGGUUUUUGCCCUCGCUGAGAGUCUGGGUGGAUACGAAAGCCUCGCAGAACAUCCGGCCAUCAUGACUCAUGCUUCAGUACCUAAAGAAGAUCGAGAAGUUCUUGGAAUCAGCGAUACAUUAAUUCGCCUGUCGGUUGGUUUGGAAGACGAAGAAGACUUACUGGAAGACCUGGAUCAGGCUCUGAAAGCUGCAGUGAGUGGGCUGCUGCCUUAA